Molecule: messenger RNA, 1154 nt
Organism: Phytophthora nicotianae INRA-310
Lineage: Eukaryota; Oomycota; Peronosporomycetes; Peronosporales; Peronosporaceae
Exons: 1
Coding region: 37-1080 (347 amino acids)
Source: RefSeq, a predicted model, not a curated record
ACGACUCAAUCACACCCUUCAUCAUAUUCCAACGCGAUGUCUGCAAGACGCACCACAGCUACGUCCGACACCUUGGAUAAGUCCGGUUUCCGGUUGCAGCGGCAUUUGGAUGUGGUAUUCACCGCCCCGUACCACUUCAACAGCAGUCACGUCCGACGCGUCAAGAUCCAUACAGGCAUUAUCCUCGAGUUUGCUAUGCACCAACACCCACUCACGUGGGAGCAUUCGAUCGAAGAUGAAGCUGCAAGUGAAGAUGAAGUUCGAGUGGUGUUUAUUAUGGGUUUUCUUAGCUGCAAGGAGGCGUGGACUCCGACAAUUGAAACAAUGCUGCGUCAAUGGGAUGAGCUGAAGACUGGGAAACGUCUGAAGAUCUUGACGUUUGAUAACCGCGGCGUUGGUGGCUCCACAUCGCCCAUCGGUCCUUACACCACGAGUAACAUGGCUGAAGAUAUUCUCGCAUUACUGGACCAUAUCGGUUGGGAACAGUCUCACGUUGUGGGCUACAGCAUGGGAGGAAUGAUCUCGCUUGAGCUGGCGCUGCUGGCUCCAGAAAGAGUGAGGUCGUUGUCGCUAUUGUGUACGACACGAGGUCGAUACAUCCCAGUUUGCAACGGCGUGUUGCCGAUGACCAGAACACUUGACCAUCGCGACGUUAAUGCGGAGACUCAUAACCUCCUGAUGGUGCUUUAUCCACCUAAAUUUCUCUCUCAAAGCAUGGAGAAUGACCCACGAAGUGUCUAUGAAGCCAUGUUCGAGUGCCACAAGUAUCUGGUUGAGAACCGCGAGACACCACGAGUCUUCGGCUUCAUGGGUCAAGGGUCAGCUGUACUCUCGCAUUUCGUAUCGGACGAACGUCUACAUGCUAUUCGUGACCACCACUUCCCCAUUCUCGUGGUCGGCGGCGCGCAGGACGUCGUCAUUCCAUCAUGUGAGACCCAGACGCUAUAUAACCAUUUAGCUAGCGACCAUUCUCGAAUGGUCAUGUACGAAGACGCUGGACACGGCGCUUUCUUCCAAUAUGUAGACGAGGUGGCCGAAGAUAUUAUCAAAAACAUCCAAGCUGCCGAAGCUAACGUUUAAGGUCGAGAUUGUAUUAAUAAUGAUAUUACAUGUUAAGUACGAAUUAAUAAUAGGCAUUUUGAGCUAAACAGUAC